AUGGUGCAAAGAUGGAUUCCUAGGGAAUACGUGCAAGAUCAGUAUGUCAAACUGACUCGUCUAAAUCAAGACACUUUGAUUGUAGAUGAGUACGUAAAAGAGUUUGAAAGACUCAGUCUCCUGUGUGACUUGGAUGAGACGGAACCAUUGAAAAUGGCUCGUUUCACUAGAGGCCUUGCAAAAAGCAUAGCCAACAAGGUGGACCUCUUGCCUUAUACCACCUAUGACGAUGUAGUGAAGGCAGCUCGCAAGGUAGAGGCACAACAGAAGGACAAUCAAGUAAAGAAUACAUCCCGUAUUCCUUACAAAUCCCAUAACCCUGCCACUCGAUUUGACAAAGGGAAGAAUCCUAUGUUUCCCAAGAGAUUAGAGAAUAAGGUGGAUGAAAGGGGUGAGCGUACCUGUUUCAAGUGUGGACAAAAAGGACACAUAGCUACAAAUUGUCCUAAACGGAACACACUAACCAUUCAAGAGGGUGGUUAUGUGGAAAAUGAAGAACAGGAGGAAGAUAGCGCAUGUGAUGAAUGUGAACCAGAAGAGGGUGAAAAUUCCUUCUGUGGCGUGGUGAGAAGGGUCUUGUACACUGAACCAGUACAGGAUUUACAACAACGGGAAAAUCUGUUCAAUACCUGUUGUAAGGUGAAGGAUCGCAUUUGUAGCAUGAUCAUUGACAGUGGAUCAUGUACGGAUGUGGUAGCUUCCGAAUUGGUGAACAAGUUAAAAUUGCCUACUAGAGAACACACCAAACCAUACAAGCUUAACUGGCUUGACAAUGAUUCGGGUGUACGUGUAAGAAAGCAAGCCUUAGUUGCUUUUACUGUGGGAAAUUUCUGUGAUGAAAGGUGGUGUGAUGUGUUACCUAUGACGGCAUGUCAAAUUUUUCUAGGCCGUCCAUGGCAAUUUGAUCGUAAAGUUGUGCACAAUGGUGUGACCAAUGUAUAUACGGUUAAAACUAGUGAAGGUAAGCAAGUACGACUACUACCUUUACCACCUAAGGUAGAGAAGGAGAAGGAAGAGAAGCCUAAUUUCCUCAUUUCUAAAUCAAAAUUUGAGGAGAUGCAUGAUCAAGAAGGGACAGUGUUCAUAUUGGUUUUAAAACCAAUUUCAGAAAAAUUGGUGGAAGGAGAUUACCCUCCUAUCAUACGACCCUUACUGGAAGAAUACCAUGAUGUUUUUCCUGAUGAAUUGCCUAAUGAAUUGCCACCAAUUCGAGGCAUUGAACAUGCCAUUGAUCUAGUACCAGGUGCGGCAUUACCUAAUAAGGCAGCGUACCGUUGCAAUCCCGAACAAGCAAAGGAAUUGCAAAGGCAAGUGGAAGAGUUGAUGGCUAAAGGUUUUGUGCGUGAAAGCCUUAGCCCUUGUGCAGUGCCGGCAUUAUUGGUGCCAAAAAAGGAAGGAACAUGGAGAAUGUGUAUUGAUAGUCGUGCCAUCAACAAUAUUAUUAUCAAAUACAGAUUCCCCAUGCCUAGACUACAAGACAUGUUAGAUGAACUAUGUGGUUCCAAGGUGUUCAGUAAGAUCGAUUUGCGCAGUGGCUAUCACCAAAUGAGGAUUCGUGAAGGUGAUGAGUGGAAGACCGCUUUCAAGACCAAACAAGGUCUAUACGAGUGGUUAGUCAUGCCCUUCGGUUUAUGCAAUGCUCCUAGUUCGUUCAUGAGGUUGAUGAAUGAGGUACUACGGCCAUUUCUUAAUAAGUUCAUUGUUGUGUACUUAGAUGAUAUUUUAGUAUAA
This is a messenger RNA of Chenopodium quinoa (quinoa), 1731 nucleotides long. RefSeq lists its product as uncharacterized. The record is from RefSeq and is a predicted model, not a curated record. Lineage: Eukaryota; Viridiplantae; Streptophyta; Magnoliopsida; Caryophyllales; Amaranthaceae. The transcript has a single exon. The coding region runs from base 1 to 1731 and encodes 576 amino acids. Gene Ontology annotation, molecular function: nucleic acid binding; zinc ion binding.